UAGUCUCAUGCGCACACUACGUCCCUUUGGCGUGUGCCUGGCGGAGGCUGGGCAGCGCCAUUUUGGCCGGAGGCCGUAGGAACACGUUGUGAAGCUGCGAAGUGACGGCAAAAGCUGAUUUGGCCUCUGCGCUCCCCUCCGCGAAGGGGUUGUUCUCUCCAGAAGCUGGAUAUUCCUACCUAGAGUUAUGGCAGAUAAAUUAACGAGGAUUGCCAUUGUCAACCACGACAAGUGCAAACCUAAGAAAUGUCGGCAGGAGUGCAAAAAGAGUUGCCCUGUGGUUCGAAUGGGAAAAUUAUGCAUCGAGGUUACACCCCAAAGCAAAAUAGCUUGGAUUUCUGAAACUCUUUGUAUUGGUUGUGGUAUUUGUAUUAAGAAAUGCCCCUUCGGGGCCUUAUCAAUUGUCAAUUUACCAAGCAACUUGGAAAAAGAAACAACACAUCGAUACUGUGCCAAUGCCUUCAAACUUCACAGGUUGCCUAUCCCUCGUCCAGGUGAAGUUUUGGGAUUAGUUGGAACUAAUGGUAUUGGAAAAUCAACUGCUUUAAAAAUAUUAGCAGGAAAGCAAAAGCCAAACCUUGGAAAGUACGAUGAUCCACCUGAUUGGCAAGAAAUUUUGACUUACUUCCGUGGAUCUGAAUUGCAAAAUUACUUUACUAAGAUUCUAGAAGAUGACCUAAAAGCUAUCAUCAAACCUCAAUAUGUAGACCAGAUUCCCAAGGCUGCAAAGGGGACAGUGGGGUCCAUUUUGGACCGAAAGGAUGAAACAAAGACACAAGCAAUUGUAUGUCAACAACUUGAUUUAACCCAUCUAAAAGAGCGAAAUGUUGAAGAUCUUUCAGGAGGAGAACUGCAGAGAUUUGCUUGUGCUGUCGUUUGCAUACAGAAAGCUGAUAUUUUCAUGUUUGAUGAGCCUUCUAGUUACCUGGACGUCAAGCAGCGUUUGAAGGCUGCCAUCACCAUCCGGUCUCUAAUAAACCCAGAUAGAUAUAUCAUUGUGGUGGAGCAUGAUCUAAGUGUCUUAGAUUAUCUCUCUGACUUCAUCUGCUGUUUAUAUGGCGUGCCAAGUGCCUACGGUGUUGUCACUAUGCCUUUUAGUGUAAGAGAAGGCAUAAACAUUUUUUUGGAUGGCUACGUCCCAACAGAAAACUUGAGAUUCAGAGAUGCGUCACUUGUUUUCAAAGUGGCUGAGACAGCAAAUGAAGAAGAAGUUAAAAAGAUGUGCAUGUACAAAUACCCUGGGAUGAGGAAGAAGAUGGGAGAGUUUGAGCUGGGGAUUAUAGCUGGAGAGUUUACAGAUUCCGAAAUCAUGGUGAUGUUGGGGGAAAACGGUACUGGUAAAACGACAUUUAUCAGAAUGCUCGCUGGGAGACUUAAACCUGAUGAAGGAGGAGAAGUACCGGUUUUAAAUGUCAGUUAUAAGCCACAGAAAAUCAGUCCCAAGUCAACUGGAAGUGUUCGACAGUUACUACAUGAAAAGAUACGAGAUGCUUAUACUCAUCCACAGUUUGUGACUGAUGUGAUGAAGCCUCUGCAAAUUGAAAACAUCAUUGAUCAAGAGGUGCAGACGUUAUCUGGUGGCGAACUGCAGCGAGUAGCUUUAGCUCUUUGUUUGGGCAAACCUGCUGACGUCUAUUUAAUUGAUGAACCGUCUGCAUAUUUGGAUUCUGAGCAAAGAUUGAUGGCAGCCCGAGUUGUCAAACGUUUCAUACUCCACGCCAAGAAGACAGCCUUUGUGGUAGAGCAUGACUUCAUCAUGGCCACCUACCUAGCAGAUCGAGUCAUUGUUUUCGACGGUGUGCCAUCUAAAAACACAGUAGCAAACAGUCCUCAAACCCUUUUGGCUGGCAUGAAUAAAUUUUUAUCUCAACUUGAAAUUACGUUCAGAAGAGAUCCAAACAACUAUAGGCCGAGAAUAAACAAACUCAAUUCCAUUAAGGAUGUUGAACAAAAGAAGAGUGGAAACUACUUCUUCUUGGAUGAUUAGACUGAAUCUGGGAACACGGAUAAGCCAUUUAUUGAAAAAAACAUUUAUUGGGGUUUUUGUCAUAUAAAACUUUAAUCAGGUUUUAUGCCCCGCAUACUCUGGAGCCUAAAGUACAAUUUACUUAAUGUAACAUAAGCCAGUUGUGUUGUAAACUGUAGUCUGAACACACACAUGCCACUUUUCUGUUGUUGAUAACGCCCUUUUUGUGCGUAACAUUCUAAAAUGAAGACAUUUCAAACUAUACUAAUUACCUCCAAAUUUUCAUGAUGUGGGAAGAUUUUCAAUAGAAUGUAUUAUAUAUUCAUGUACUGAGUGCUGACCAUGUUGCCUGCUUUUGAAAAUCUUGACAAAGGUUUCUGUACUACUUACAUGGUUUGCCAAGUAUGCCAGGAAAAUGAACUGCCCUGACUUCAAAAGCCAGUCGAAGACUCCACUGAUGAAAUUUGAUAAAUAAACAUUAGGAUUAUA
Molecule: messenger RNA, 2455 nt
Organism: Artibeus jamaicensis (Jamaican fruit-eating bat)
Lineage: Eukaryota; Metazoa; Chordata; Mammalia; Chiroptera; Phyllostomidae
Gene: ABCE1
Product: ATP binding cassette subfamily E member 1
Exons: 18
Coding region: 188-1987 (599 amino acids)
Biological process (GO): ribosomal subunit export from nucleus; translational initiation; translational termination
Molecular function (GO): ATP hydrolysis activity; iron ion binding; ATP binding
Source: RefSeq, a predicted model, not a curated record